Drosophila grimshawi is the source of this 414-nucleotide messenger RNA. RefSeq names its product male-specific sperm protein Mst84Dc. NCBI's taxonomy places the organism in Eukaryota, Metazoa, Arthropoda, Insecta, Diptera, Drosophilidae. The coding region runs from base 93 to 278 and encodes 61 amino acids. The transcript has 2 exons. The record is from RefSeq and is a predicted model, not a curated record.
GAAACGAAAAAAAAAUCUUCGUUCGUAUUCCAAACGCGAGUAGAAAUAAUAUAUUCUGUUUUUGGAACUGCUAAGUAUCAAUUUAAGAAAAAAUGUGCUGCGGUCCUUGCGGAAGUGUUUCAUAUGCCCUUGCCUAUGGUCCUGUCGGACCCGCUUUGCCUGCGAUGAACUACAAUAACUGCUGUUGCGGUCCUUGCCCACCCUGUGGUCCCUGGACUUGUCCACCAAAUAGAUGCUGCUGCUGCGGAGAAUGCGGCUGCUUUGGUCCCUUCUAUUAGUCGCAUAAAUAUACAUACUAGACAUAAACAAUCAUAAUCAUAAUCAAUGCUAAGUUCAGUUGCGUAGGAAUACGACGAACAUUUUUUUUCCGGUCGUUUUGUAAGUGGUUUGGUAAAUAAAAUUGUUGAAAAUGUA